Messenger RNA from Sphaeramia orbicularis (orbiculate cardinalfish), 1834 nucleotides. It is a transcript of the gene pcmtd2b, whose product is annotated as protein-L-isoaspartate (D-aspartate) O-methyltransferase domain containing 2b. The transcript is spliced from 7 exons. Gene Ontology annotation, molecular function: protein-L-isoaspartate (D-aspartate) O-methyltransferase activity. Gene Ontology annotation, biological process: protein modification process. Bases 126 to 1373 code for a protein of 415 amino acids. Gene Ontology annotation, cellular component: cytoplasm. Lineage: Eukaryota; Metazoa; Chordata; Actinopteri; Kurtiformes; Apogonidae. The record is from RefSeq and is a predicted model, not a curated record.
GCGUCAGCUGGCUGAAUGUUUACAUCCAGCCAGUGGUGUGUUUCUGAUCCCCCACAACAAUCGACCGAGCAGCAGGAAAACCGCUAAAGACAGAGAUAAUCGCUGGGAAUUCCCUCAAAGUCAUUAUGGGUGGAGCUGUCAGUGCUGGAGAGGACAAUGAUGAUUUGAUUGACAACCUGAAGGAGGCUUACUACAUCCGCUCCGACCUUGUGGAGCGGGCUUUUCGAGCGAUCGACCGGGCAGACUAUUACCUAGAUGAAUACAGGGAUAAUGCCUACAAGGAUUUGGCAUGGCGGCAUGGGAAUAUACACCUGUCCGCUCCGUGUAUCUACUCUGAGGUGAUGGAGGCGUUGGACCUCCACCCUGGACUCUCCUUCCUCAAUCUUGGCAGUGGGACAGGCUACCUCAGCACAAUGGUCGGCCUCAUACUGGGACCAUUUGGAGUGAAUCAUGGGAUAGAGCUGCAUGCAGAUGUGAUUGAAUAUGCAUACCAGAAACUCGACUCCUUUAUUAAAACGAGCGACAGCUUUGACAAAUUUGAGUUCUGCGAGCCCUCCUUUGUCGCGGGCAACUGUCUGGAGAUUCCUCCAGAGAGCCGUCAGUAUGACAGGGUGUACUGUGGCGCCGGUGUGCAAAAGGAGCAUGAAGACUACAUGAAGAACCUGCUCAAAGUGGGUGGCAUCCUUGUGAUGCCCCUGGAGGAAAAGUUGACCAAGAUCACCCGCACAGGGCUCAACAGCUGGGAGACCAAGAAGAUCAUCUCUGUGUCCUUUGCUCCUCUGGUGCUGCCCAAACACAGCACGAAUGGAAAACCCAAGACUGUCCCUCUGCCGAAGUAUGAGGUACGGACUUUACAGGAGCUGGCUCGUAUCUGCAUCCGCCAUACCCUCAGAGUGAGCACAGAUGGAGGCGACAGCCAAUCACGUGGCCGGGGCUCCUCCUUCAGUGUGGGUCGGGGUCUGGCUGUAGCCGGGCUUCAUAAGUACGGCCCUCGCUUCAAGCGCCGGCGCGUCCACCGGCGCCACUGCAACGCCCUCGUCUUGGCCACGCGUCAAGUGGUGGCCAGCAGCGGAAUCAGCCCCGCAUCUCUGGACAACAACAACAACCAGGGAGGCAGAGCGGAGGACGAGGAGGAGGCAGGAGAGAGGGAGGUGAGGCGACACAUGAGAGGGAGCAGGAGGACGGGGAGGGUGGAAGAGGAGGACACGGUGGAGGAAGAGGACGAGGAGGAGGAGCAGGAGGAGGAAGAGGAGAAGGAGACCGGCGAGCUGCUCCGACCCCAGCCGGCUGUGAACAUCCUCAGGGAGAGGAUACUGGGCCUGCCGCUGCCGGAGCCUCUGAAGAUGUACCUGCUGUAUUACAGAGAAAAGUGAGGCUGCUGGAGUCACAGCGUGGUCCUGAGUCCGAGCCCAGAGCUGAAACCAACAAGCAGACAGGAGCUGAGGCCUCUGUUAAGACCCCCAACACCACCUGCACAAGGCAGGACUACAUGCCAUCCUACUGACCCUCCGCUCCACCACGGGUCUGUCCCUCUGUUACUGGUUCUCAUCCUCUCCAUCCAACAUCCCCCCCUUCCCACUCCCUAUUUUAGCUCUCUGCCUUCACUGUUCUAUACUUGAUUCAUUUGCUGACAGUGUCAAGAGUUGGUUCCCUUUGUCCAGUGGAGGGGGUGAAGGAGGGGUUAUGCUACUCUGGGAACAGAAACAAUCCAGCAGGUAAUUUGAUAUUAGUGCAUAUUAGAACCACAUUUUCCCACAAACACGCUAAUCUAGCAUCAGCAACAGCUUAGCAGACUACAGUUGCCAAAUUAUCCACUGCUUUAAAAAAAAGGCAA